Molecule: messenger RNA, 3525 nt
Organism: Gigantopelta aegis
Lineage: Eukaryota; Metazoa; Mollusca; Gastropoda; Neomphalida; Peltospiridae
Product: nuclear speckle splicing regulatory protein 1-like
Exons: 8
Coding region: 57-1517 (486 amino acids)
Biological process (GO): regulation of alternative mRNA splicing, via spliceosome
Source: RefSeq, a predicted model, not a curated record
AUGGGCGGGGCAAACUACACUCAAAACAAGAGUAAUGUCCCUUGCAUUGUUUCAAUAUGGACGUGCGCGAUAAGAGGUAUGGUUUGAUCAUUCCACAAAGACCGAAGUCUAUUUCCCUUAAGAAGCCUGCUGUUCGAAAUGUGUUUGGAGAUGACAGUGACGAGGAAGCUUCCAAGCUUCAAACAAACUCAACUAUGCAGUUGAAAAUUAACCAAACAAAAGUGAAAAAACAGACCCAAAUGGAAAUUGACAAGGCUCUUUCUGAAGAUCCAAAUGUGUAUGAAUAUGACAGUAUUUAUGACAACAUAGUUGCUAGCAAAUCAGCAGCAUGUGUGAAGAACACAACACCAGCAAAUGAGAAAAAGCCAAAGUACAUAACAGGUCUUUUAAAAGCUGCAGAGGUAAGGAAGAGAGAAGAAGAGAAGCGGAUGGAGAGAAAGGUUCAGAAAGAAAGAGAAGAAGAAGGAGAUAAAUAUGAUGACAAAGAGGCAUUUGUAACAUCAGCAUACAAGAAGAAGAUGUUGGAAAUGCAGGAACAAGAGGAAAAAGAAAGACAAGUAGCAGCAAUGGAAGAAAUGCUUGAUGUGACAAAACAGAAAGAUAUGAGUGGCUUCUACCGGUAUCUCUACAGGGAAACGACUGGUUCUGUCACCAUAAAGGAAACUCAUCCUGAUGAGAGCGAUAAGGAUGUGAAGAAGGAGCCAGCAGCUGAUUGUGAACCUAAUAGGGGAGACAGCGAUAGUUCGGAGUCAGAGUGUGAUCGCAGAUCUCCACAAAAUCAAAAAGCUCAGUCAAAUUUAAAUCAUAGAGAAGGUAAGAGACGUGAACAUUCAAGGUCAGAGGAACGUGAAAUUAUAGAUACAACACAAAGAUCAAGAUCUAGAGAACGAAGGAAAAGGUCAAGAUCUGUAGAAAAGAGAAGCCGGUCACGGUCUUUGAACAAGAAGUCAGAGGAAAGAAGACAAAGGUCACGAUCAUUAGAAAGAAGCAAACAUUCUAGAUCAUCAGGCCAAAGAAAACUUUCAUCGUCUCAAGAAAGAAAUAGCAAAAAUAGAGGAAAACUGUCAGCAGAUGGAAGAAACAGGUCACGGUCUACAGAAAGAAGAAAGAGAAAACACAGGUCACGGUCAGUGGAGAGAAAACACAGGUCAAGGUCGGUGGAGAGAAAACACAGGUCAAGAUCGGUGGAGAGAAAACACAGGUUAAGAUCAAGAGACAGACACUCUAGUGACGUUAUCAACAUAACAAGUGACAGAAGUUUUGACCAAACAGCUGUGUCUGAUAACAUAGAUAAAAACAUCAAAGACAGUAACACCGAAAGUUCUGCUGUGAACACAGAAAACAAUUUAAAUACUAAAGAGACAGAUGAUGCUCAAGCAUCCGAUAAUAAACACAGGGUAGAUGUUAAGAGUAAAUAUACUCGGAGAACAACAGAUUCAGCUGUAGAAGAAGCAAAGAAGCGGUAUUUGGCUAGGAAAUUGGAGAAACUUCAAUCCAGACCAGUUGAAGAGGGUUAAUUUUAACAACACGUGUUAAAUUUCCCUCAUUCAUCUCUUUUAGCACUAAUCUGUAGUUUUGUAAAUGCCGUUUGACAUGAGUGAGACUUAGGAAAACCUGACUGCUCUUUGUGAAGAAGAUUGUUAUCAUUCAAAUAGGAAUAUAUCAGAUUAGCCACAUGUUUUUAGUGAUCUUUGAGUGUUGGUAAAAUGGAUAUGGGUCUAUAAUUUCCAGGAUCUUCCUUUGCACAAUUUUUUAAAAUAGGUAAAUGUUUCCUUUGCACAUUUAAAUGUAUGAGGGUAAUGAUUUGUUUUGACACUUGGGUUGAUGAUAUGCAUUAUUGACUCAGUAAUUUUGCUGCAGAGAGUUUCAUGGUCUUUGGUCUGAUAUUAUCAAUCUGCAGAUUUAUUCACAUUCGUGUUUGGAGUAGUUUCUCUUAAAUGGUCAUUAAUGCUAUUAGGAUUACAGUUUGAAAUAUUUUUAAGUAGCUUAUCAGGUAACUCACUGAAGUAUAAUAUUUCAGUUGAAUAGAUUAGCAAUUUCACUUGGUGGUGAUGCUGAGGUACGCUCAUUUAGAUAUUUUUCAAAUAUAACCUGUGGCCUGAUUUUCUCCAAUGGCCUUGUUUGUAGUAACUUUCCUUUGCUUUCUUUAUUAAACAGGUAACUUUGUUUCUCCAAAGUUUAUAUUUCUCCCAGACUUUUUGUUUGUGAAAUGUGUCACACGAAUGUCAAGCUUUAAUUUCUGGAGUUAACCAGCAAGGUUUGAACGGUUGCUUUACUCGUUUAGUUUUCAUUGGUGUUUGGUUAUAAAGGAUCUAGGUAAAAAGUUUGUUAUUAUCCACAUGGUUCAACAUAACCAAGUUAAUAAUAAUCAUAUGAAGCACACAUGUAAUAACAAGGGUGAUGAUGUAAUUUUGGAAAGCGAUGUCAUAACAUGACAUUGUUUUCUCCAGUCCCAAUUCAGACUUUGCAUGUGAAAUAUGUCAUUUCGUCGUCUCCUAGUUGUGGUUGAAACAUUUUGAAACGGUCCUUGUAAUUCAUAAACAUUAACUAAUAAUAUGGAUAAUAAAGAAAUUAUUACACUCGAGUAUGUGUCGUACUGAUUUUUACGAAACGUGUGUCAGGACACAAGCUCAUAUAAUAAUCUCUAUACAUUUUCCAAUAGUGCUCAGUAUUACAUACUGUUUUAUUUUAUUAUUAUUAUUUUUUUUAUUAUAAAGUUUAUUAACCUCAGAAAUAAGUUUGGUUGUUUGAGGGUUGGGGGACCCUGAUAUCACUACCUUACAGUCAUGUUAUAGGUUAGAAAUUGUACAUAAUAUAUCAACUGAAAAUAUAUAGGUGUAUACAGUACAUUACACUAGUAAUAUGAAUAUUCGUACAUGAAAAAUAAGCAUUUCUGGUUUUAACAGGUUUUAAAUUUCAAAAUAGAGAAUAGUACACUUUGUGUUAUUAAUCUGUGCCUAUGGGGAUAAUAUUAAAUGGUAUAAUCUAACAAAAGAAAAGAAGAAUGAACUUGAUGUAAAGAAAAAAUUAGGAAAGUUUUUUUUCUAAGAAAUCCAUUUCCAAAACAAGCUACGGUAGUUGUUUUCACUAUUUUUUCAUUUGCUGUUUAUUUAUUUUUUAGUUCAUUCUGUAAAUCACUUACAAAAACAUUUUCCCUGAAGUUUUUGAAAUCUCUGUAUGUUAUUGUAAUAUGAUUGGAUGUUUUUGAACACUGUAUUGUUCUUCUAGUUGCACAAACAGGGUAAUGGUCACUAAUGGCAUAUAUAGGUACUGGAGUUGCAUAGAUCUGUUCUGGCUUGUUUGUAUACAUGGGAUCUAUUAAUGUUUCUAAGUCAGCUGUGAUUUUCGUGGCUCUGGUGAUGAUAACAUAUUACAAUUUUGCUAUUCUCGAGUUAAUUAUGCAAACUUUUAUGCAUGUAAUUGAGAUUGAUUAAUCAGGCCCAUUUUUUGGAAGCAGAGGUGGUCUGUGUCCCCCACGUUUUUGUACCUACUCUAUAUAAAUAAAGAUAAACAUGUGGCCCUCCA